This is a messenger RNA of Rhinocladiella mackenziei CBS 650.93, 2751 nucleotides long. RefSeq lists its product as uncharacterized. The coding region runs from base 1 to 2751 and encodes 916 amino acids. The record is from RefSeq and is a predicted model, not a curated record. NCBI's taxonomy places the organism in Eukaryota, Fungi, Ascomycota, Eurotiomycetes, Chaetothyriales, Herpotrichiellaceae. Gene Ontology annotation, biological process: chloride transport; transmembrane transport. The transcript has a single exon. Gene Ontology annotation, cellular component: early endosome; Golgi apparatus; membrane. Gene Ontology annotation, molecular function: voltage-gated chloride channel activity.
AUGCCGAAGUCCUAUGUCUCCUUUCAAGAUCGGAGUGAACAUGAUGAAGUCGAUUAUUUCUCCUAUCACACCUCCACCACUACCGCGUCCCCCCCAGAGACUCAACGCCGAGUGACCAAUUCGCUGUCCACGAGCGAAGUGAGAUCCCGACUGCCACCCUCCCUGAUCAUGACUCCUGGGUCAACCGAGACGAGUGCCCUUCUGGGAACAGGUCAUGAGCCUGCGCGCCGGUACAAUGAAAGCAUGCCCGAGUCACCAAGGUCCCGGCAACUUUCAAGAGUAAAUAGCUACAGUGGGAGUCUGCACAGGCGUCGAUUUCAUAGUGCCCGACCUUCUGGACAGACGAGUCCGAUAUGGACGCGGAGCUCUGGUCUAAGAACACCGAAGUUACAACAGUCAAUUAUGGGAUCUAUCUCGAGAGAUGACCGGUUGUGGUACGAUCAGUUUACCUCGACCGAUUGGGUCCAUGACAGUAUUGCUGAUGGAUACCGAGUCCUGGAGUUGAGAAAAAGAAGGGGAGUUCGAGGACGUAUUUGGCUGUUCUUCGAUUCUGUUCAAGGAUGGAUUCUCGUUGCCCUCAUUGGUGUCCUUAUCGCCGGUAUAGCAUACUUUGUCGAUGUGACCGAGUCAUCCAUCUUCGAUCUCAAACGAGGCGUCUGUCGAGGGGCAUGGUAUCUCAGUCGAGCCGGUUGCUGUGCCGGAGAACGAACUUGCGAACGUUGGACGACCUGGUCGGGGCUCGUUCGUGCAUCUCCUCUCAAAGAGUCGUCGAUUGACUACCUGGCCUUUAUCAUCGGAUCAGUGGCUCUGGCAUGCUUGUCCUGUUUCCUCACCUUGUAUUCCAAGACUGUGGUUCCGUCGCAAAUCGCUUCCACCUUCGACGAGGAUUUGGGCGCCAUCAGAAGAGAUGUCAACGAAGAGACGGAUGAAGACAAGCCUGGCAGCGUUCGGCCUCUCACGUCGGACGAGAUCCCUCCCAAUAUCUACUACUCGGCCGCUGGAAGCGGUGUUGCAGAAUGCAGAGUUAUCCUCAGCGGCUUUGUUCUCCACGGAUACCUUGGUCUCCGAGUACUCAUUAUCAAGACCAUCGCCCUCGUCUUGAGUGCGGCUUCGGGAAUGAGCUUGGGCAAAGAAGGCCCCUACGUUCACAUUGCCACGUGUGUCGGCAAUAUUGCUUGCAGAUUGUUCUCCAAAUACAACCUCAACGAUGGUAAAAGAAGGGAAGUUCUAUCAGCAAGUGCUGCGAGUGGCGUGGCGGUGGCAUUUGGUUCACCAUUGGGAGGAGUUCUUUUCAGUCUGGAAGAAGUCAGCUAUUACUUUCCACCGAAGACAUUAUUUCGAACGUUCUUCUGCUGCAUUGUCGCGGCACUAUCAUUGAAGUUCUUGAACCCCUACGGCACAUCCAAAAUUGUGCUGUUUGAAGUCCGUUAUUUCACCGAUUGGCGCUUCUUCGAACUUUUCAACUUUGCAUUUCUCGGUUUCGCCGGAGGCCUCGCAGGCGCGCUCUUCAUCAAAGCAUCCCGAUUUUGGGCCACUACGUUUCGUCGAAUAAAAAUCAUCAAAAGUUAUCCCAUGCUCGAAGUGUUCCUGGUCGCACUCGUCACCGGUCUCAUCGGCUUCUGGAAUCGAUACACUCGCCUGGCCGUUACAGAACUCCUCUUCGAACUGGCAAGUCCUUGCCACGAGCCAUCGGACAAUGGACUUUGCCCCAAGAAGGACGAGAUUCUGCCAGUCAUUGGUUAUCUAAGUGUAGCUUUCGUCAUCAAAGCAUUUCUCACCAUCAUCACGUUUGGAAUCAAAGUGCCCGCGGGCAUCUAUGUGCCUUCUAUGGUCGUUGGCGGCUUGAUGGGACGCAUUGUUGGUCACCUGACCCAAUACGUCGUGUUGAAGUUUCCCGAUUUCUUCUUGUGGGGAGAAUGUCAGAAAUCUGGAGAUAUUGAAGCUUGUGUCACUCCUGGUGUGUACGCCUUGGUGGCUGCUGGUGCAACAAUGUGUGGUGUCACCCGUUUAUCGGUUACACUGGCGGUCAUCCUAUUCGAACUGACUGGAAGCCUGGACCAUGUGUUGCCCUUUUCUCUGGGGGUGCUGUGUGCCAAGUGGACCGCAGAUGCUGUCGAGCCAUUAAGCAUUUACGACCUAUUGACAGACAUGAAUUCUUAUCCGUUCUUAGACAACAAGAGCAGUCCAGUUUUCGACUCAGAACUCGGCGACAUCACCCCACGAUUUCGACGAGACAAAGUCAUUGAUAUUACAAUAUCUCCAUUGGUCAAGGCCAGUGAUCUACGGGCGAAACUUCGACGAUUACAAUACCUUGGCGAGUUUGACGGCGGUUUGCCUAUCCUUCGAGACAAAAUCCUGGUGGGUCUUAUUCCAGCUCCUGACCUAGAAUUCGCCUUGGACAGAGUCGAAGAUGAGGACAAUGCGCUCUGUCUCCUCUCCACUAUUAACCAUGCACACAAUACGCAUAAUCGUUACUGGGACGCGUUUGAAGAGACAGGGUACGAUUCCGGUCGUGAAUCCGAUGGAGAAGAUCCUGCAAGCUUGAAUCCAGUAGAUCUUACAGCAUACAUUGACCCCGCACCUGUUGCGUUGGAUAUGCAUUCGCCCAUGGACCUUGUGUACCAGUGUUUCGUGAAAUUGGGGCUCAGGUACAUUUGCGUGUUAAACGAGGGAGAGUUCAAGGGUAUGGUGCACAAGAAGGCAUUUGUUAGAUACGUCAAGACCUUGGAACAUCAAGGUCAUCAUCGUUGA